AUGAUCUGGCACCUGCAGGACGAGAUCGCGAAGCACGUCGCCCCCGGGGCGCUGUCCUGCUGCACCUACGACCCGGCAGUGGCGGCCGCGUCCGGCCUGCUGCUCGCUGACGAGGCGGGCCAGGGUGCCGAUGACGCGCUAGGGCGGGGCGAGGCCGACGGGGGCGGGCCCCGCCGCAUGGUGACGCGCCGCGGCCGCAGCUCCGCGCCCGCUGGCGGCGCAAAAGGGGCGGCCAAGGCGGUGCCGUUCCUCGCCUGCCGGGCGCUGGACGGGCGCCCGGUGGCGCUGCAUGAGAAUGACAUUUGCCUCCUGUCAUAUGAGAACCUCAGGACGGAGCUGUCGCGGCCGCGUACCGCGCUGCAGCACUACGGGUUCUGGCGCAUCGCGCUCGACGAGGCGCAGGCCGUCGCCAACACCAACUCGGUGGCGGCGGUCGCGGCCAGCAGCCUGUGGCGGCGCCACGCCUGGGUUGUUACGGGCACGCCGCUGAGCUCCCGCGUGCACGAGAUCCAGGGCCUGUUGGAAUUCCUGGCCUGCGAGCCGUUCCACCACCUCUUCAGGCCCCUGCUGCAGCUGCCCUUUUGGGAGCGCUCGACCGUGGGCCCGCUCGCCUUCCGCCACCUGCUGGGCUCAGUCAUGCUGCGGCGCUCAAAGGCGUCGGUCGCCGGCCAGCUGGCGCUGCCGCCCUGCGUGCGCGAAGACCUGCGGGUCACCCUCAGUGUUGCCGAGCGGGCGUGCUACGGGCAGCUGCUGCGGCGGUACAACGAGCAAUUUGCUCUGCUGCAGCAGCAAGUGGCGCGGCGGGAGCGGGACCCGUCGCGGGAGGGGGGCGCCAAGAAUCUGGCUCCCGGGGUUGCCGCCUGCCUGACGGCGCUGCGGCAGGCGUGCUGCCACCCGCAGAUCGUCGGCGGCGCCGCCGGCGGCCGCGCGGGCGGAAGCGGGACGGGCGGCCGCAUGAGCAUGCGGGAGAUCAUGGCGGGGCUGGUGGCGCGCGCGCUGGACGAGUACGACGCGGCGGCGGGGGCGGCGGCGGCGGCCAAGAUAAUCAAGGCCGGCCUCAUGGAUUGGCUGGCAGCAGCUGACCCCUCGGCGCCCUGGGGCCAGAAUCUCGGGGCGGUGCUGGCGGAAGUCAAGCGGGUGGCGCCGGCCGCGGCGUCGAGGGACGCGCGCGCGCAGGCGCGGUGGCGGCGCGCGGACGGGGGCGUAGAGGAGGGGCCUGGGGUGCCGACGGAUGGGGGCGUGGAGGAGGGGCCUGGGGUGCUGACGGAGCUGACGGGCCGUUUUGCAGCCGACGGCGCGCCGCCGCCGCCGGAGGGCGGCACGGGCACGGGCAGCGGCGGCAGCGCGGGCGCGGGCGAGAGCGGCGGCGCAGGGCCCAGCUCAGCGGCUGAAUACGGCGGCGGCGAGGGCGAUAAGGGCAGCGGCGUGAAUGGCAGCGGCGGCGCGGGGCCCAGCUCAGCGGCUGAAUACGGCGGCGGCGAGGGCGAUAAGGGCAGCGGCGUGAAUGGCAGCGGCGGCGCGGGGCCGAGCUCCACGGCUGGAGGCGGCGGCGGCGGCGGCGCGGGCGAGAAAGGCUCCGGCGUGAAUGGCAGCGGCGGCGCGGGGCCAAGCACUGCGGCACAGGCGGAGGCGGCGGCGUCUGCUGCGGACAAGGAGGAGGAGGGGGAGCGGGAGGCUGAGGAGGAGCGGCGGGGGGGUAGGAUGGAGGGAUAG
Molecule: messenger RNA, 1713 nt
Organism: Monoraphidium neglectum
Lineage: Eukaryota; Viridiplantae; Chlorophyta; Chlorophyceae; Sphaeropleales; Selenastraceae
Product: Putative SWI/SNF-related matrix-associated actin-dependent regulator
Exons: 14
Coding region: 1-1713 (570 amino acids)
Molecular function (GO): ATP-dependent chromatin remodeler activity; ATP binding
Source: RefSeq, a predicted model, not a curated record